This is a messenger RNA of Alosa alosa (allis shad), 746 nucleotides long. RefSeq names its product transmembrane protein 273-like. The record is from RefSeq and is a predicted model, not a curated record. The coding region runs from base 84 to 392 and encodes 102 amino acids. Lineage: Eukaryota; Metazoa; Chordata; Actinopteri; Clupeiformes; Clupeidae. The transcript is spliced from 5 exons.
CAGGCUGAAGACUUAAUAGGAAGUCCCACACACACACACACCCAACAGUGCAGUUGAGAGGGACGACAGGCUGGAGGUCUGACAUGGCUCAUCAGAAAGGAGCGCUGCUAGUUCUCACACUCCUCUGCCUUGAUAGUGUGUUACGUGGGGUCCGAGGAGACGGUGUGAAAGAGAACGAUCAGCCUGAGAGACGCUACGCUCUGAUUGGUGCUGGAGUGGGUCUGUUUCUGGCCAUCAUGUUUGUUGCUGUAAAACUCUGCAUGAUUAAGAGACACAUGCUGGACAACGGGUACCACUCUGCAGCAGAUGACUCUGUGAGAAGCCAGUCCCUGCGGACUCAAAGCACCAGGUUACAUAGAAGAGAAGCACCAGACAUUCCAGAUCAGCCCUGAGGACCAACACCAUAUCAGCCCUGAGACCAACACCAGAUCAGCCCUGAUCAGCCCUGAGGACCAACACCAGACAUUCCAGAUCAGCCCUGAGGUCCAACCCUGAGGACCAACACCAGAUCAGCCCUGAUCAGCCCUGAGGACCAACACCAUAUCAGAUCAGCCCUGAGGACCAACACCAUAUCAGAUCAGCCCUGAGACCAACAUCAUAUCAGAUUAGCCCUGAGACCAACACCAGAUCAGCCCUACUGCAUCUUGAGCUACUGGAAGCUACUGGAAUUCAUGCAUUUCCACAGAAUUAUUUUUUGGAAUCUGAUCCCUUAUCAUACCUGUUCAUUGUGACUGUCGCUCAACUUA